CGAUACGCUUGAGUGCAAGUGGAGGCUGGCUAGCUGACCGCACCCACAAUUAACGGUACACAAUGCACCUAAGCGCCGAUAUUUCCAGUGCCCUCCAGCAAAUCGAAGCUGUGAAAAAGGGCAUUGACGACUCAGAAGAUGCAAAACUGCAAAUGCAAACGGCGGAUAGUUUAAAUACGAUAAUGGGCAUAUUAACAGAUCCAGUUUUUCGCACCAUUGCCCAUGUGCAAGAGUCACUCUUCGAGCUGGGGAUACAGCUUGGCCAGCAUCCGUCCAUGUUGCCCAAUGACUUCGACAUUGAUGUCUCGGGAAAUUUAGUCCUCAGCUUGAAUGGAGGUGAUGUUAUGUACGAUUCGUCGGCCCCAGCCAGUCCGGACAAGUCCAGCUCCACGGGCGGCGACGUAGAGCAACGUCCACAAAGUCAAAAUUCCAAAUCAGCCGCUGCGGAUUUAUAUGCCACGGACUAUGCCCAGAUCCAGGCAAUUGAGCUUGUCAACGAUGGCACAGGUCUGGGUUUUGGCAUCAUUGGUGCGCGCAAUUCUGGAGUCAUUGUAAAGACCAUUCUGCCAGGAGGCGUGGCCGAUCGCGAUGGUCGCCUGCGAUCUGGUGAUCACAUUCUCCAGAUUGGCGAUGUGAAUCUGCAUGAGAUGGUGUCUGAGCAGGUAGCUGCAGUGCUGCGACAAUCGGGAACUCACGUGCGUCUCGUUGUGGUGCGUCCCAUUGAGCAGAGCUUGCCUACGCCACAAUAUGCCUUGGAGCCGGGCAGCGCUGUGGUGCCCACUCGUGUGCUCGUCGAUCCCGCUGAGCUGGAGCGUUAUCUCAUUUCAACUGGCUAUCCGGAGAUCUUUGGAGAGAGUUCGACGGCCUCAACGCCACAAACAACGACGGAGGAUGAACGCUUUGUGUAUCGCGGGGAGACUUCGAUGCUUAUUGAUCCCAGCAUCGAUCUGGAUGAGCUCCUGGCUUUGCCCGAAACUGAGAAACUGCAGGUGGAACUGAAGAAGGAUGCGAAUGGAUUAGGUAUUACCAUUGCCGGCUAUGUUUGCGAAAAGGAAGAACUCUCCGGGAUCUUUGUAAAGAGUGUCUCUCCGGGCUCGGCGGCCGAUCUAAGUGGACGCAUACGCGUUAACGAUCGCAUCAUAGAGGUGGACGGUCAAUCACUUCAGGGCUAUUCUAAUCACCAGGCUGUUGAGCUGCUUAAAAAGUCUGGUCAAGUGGUUAAUCUGCGACUAGAGCGUUAUCUACGCGGACCCAAAUACGAGCAACUACAACAAGCUAUUGCUGCCAAUGCCAACGAAAAGUUGCCUACCAGCUCACCGGGCACGCCCUCUCGGGCGCCCUUACCCACACCCACAGCUACGCCUUCAUCUACGACAGUUAGCAGAGAGAUAGAGGAUGAGACGUUGCCUGCACCGGAGGCGUUUAUGAUGACCACGCCGCCAUCGAGCUCUCUGGCUACGACCACCACGCUGAGCAGCUUUGGCGCAGGCAAGCAGUUGGUGGCUGUUCGAGAUUCGUUGGAAGGAGCGGCUAAGAUUGUAGCCACAGAUGUGGUGGCUGAUAAGCAGGAAACAGCUGUGCAUGCCAAGAACUCGAGCCUUAUAACACGCCACAACUAUUACAUGGAGUCGGAACUGACCGAGGAAAUGGAGUCGGAGAUUGUGCGAAAAUGGCAAAAGAUAGUGGGCGCCGAUAUGGAGGUGAUUGUGGCGCAAAUUAAAAAGUUUGCUGUUGGCGGGUUGGGCAUCUCAUUGGAGGGCACCGUCGAUGUGGAAGGUGGACGCGAAGUGCGCCCACACCAUUAUAUACGCUCUAUACUGCCCGAUGGACCGGUUGGAGUGAAUGGUGUACUUCGCUCUGGCGAUGAGUUGUUGGAGGUUAAUGGCGAGCGACUCUUGGGCAUGAAUCAUCUGGAAGUUGUGGCCAUAUUGAAGGAACUGCCAUUGGAUGUCCGUAUGGUGUGUGGACGUAGCAAGGUGACGUCUCUGCUUCCCUUCUCGGAUGAUACGCUGAAGAAGCUAAGCAACAAUUUCGAAAAUCUACUGCCGGCAACAGAUCGUCUGGUCAAAGCCAAAUCCGAUGGCAGCCUAGCAACAGCUGGAUCGGUGUCUGAUGCGGACUCAGUAGCCGUAGCUGCUGCGUCAUUUAACAAGUUGAAAUCUCGUUCACUGGAACCACUCACUGGCUUGGCCAUGUGGUCGUCGCAGCCGCAGAUUAUUGAACUGCUGAAAGGCGAUCGCGGCUUGGGCUUCUCCAUAUUGGAUUACCAGGAUCCAUUAGAUUCGAAUGAUACACUGAUUGUCAUACGUUCGCUGGUACCUGGCGGCGUGGCUCAGCUGGAUGGCAGACUAAUACCUGGAGACCGUUUGCUCUUUGUCAACUCGAUUAAUUUGGAGAACGCUUCACUGGAUCAGGCUGUGCAAGCCUUGAAGGGUGCGCCGAAGGGCGUAGUACGUAUUGGUGUGGCCAAGCCGCUGCCCAUGACGGAUAAUUCAUUGAAGGCAUGCAGCAAUGCCAGCACCACCAGCGAAGAGACGUUGGAUGCUCAGCAAUCCCCACCAGCGUUGCCCACAGUAGCGCCUCCGACAGCCGCCAAGGGCGCCGAGCCGGAUUUAAUACCCGACUGGAGGAAAUAGAUGCUGCCGUUUAAAAGCUGU
This is a messenger RNA of Drosophila hydei, 2657 nucleotides long. RefSeq names its product patj homolog (gene Patj). Lineage: Eukaryota; Metazoa; Arthropoda; Insecta; Diptera; Drosophilidae. Bases 63 to 2636 code for a protein of 857 amino acids. The record is from RefSeq and is a predicted model, not a curated record. The transcript has 2 exons. Gene Ontology annotation, molecular function: protein binding.